Mobula hypostoma (lesser devil ray) is the source of this 691-nucleotide messenger RNA. RefSeq names its product HOP homeobox (gene hopx). Bases 48 to 284 code for a protein of 78 amino acids. Gene Ontology annotation, molecular function: DNA binding. Gene Ontology annotation, cellular component: nucleus. The transcript has 3 exons. Gene Ontology annotation, biological process: regulation of transcription by RNA polymerase II; cell differentiation. Lineage: Eukaryota; Metazoa; Chordata; Chondrichthyes; Myliobatiformes; Myliobatidae. The record is from RefSeq and is a predicted model, not a curated record.
AUUACCCUGGUUUCCGUGAGCAGGUAACCGUGUUGGAACCCAGCGCAAUGCAGAGUGGAGCAGCUGGUAGGUCCGACCCUCUGGCAACUUUGACAGAAGAGCAGGUUCAGCAGCUAGAAGAUAAUUUCGCCCGAAUGAGACAGCCGGACGCCUCGUCGCUGAUGCUGAUCGCAGCCGAGUGUGGACUCACGGAGGAGUUAACAGCACAAUGGUUCAAGCAGCGCAUUGCAAAGUGGAGACAAUCAGAAGGCUUUCCUGCAGAAAGUGGAUCUGUCAAAGAUUAAAGAAAUCUGAAUAUGACCAGAAGCACCAGAUGGAAUCAUUCUACAGUGCAGCUAACUACUCCACCCUUCACCGCCUCCACUCAGCCCAAGGGUCUCCUGGAUUAGGGUGUGAGCAGAAUGCUGACUUAUGCUGUUUGGUAUAUUUGUGGAAUUUAAAUUCAUAUAUUGCCUAGUCUGAGACUCAUUCUCUUAGAAGUGCUCAUUUAUAAUGUACUAAUUAUAGCUUAUAAUGUUAUUGUUUAGCUAAAUAAGUUAACAGGGUUUAAGUGCAAUUACAUCAUAAUUGUGGAAACAUUAUAUAAUAUAAUUUGAAGUUGAGUACUGGAAGCUUUUCAUUGUCUAAAUAAAACGACCUUUGACCAGUCACAGGUUGCUGACACAACCUGCAACCAGCUUCUUGUGGGUAG